AUGGCCUCUGGUUACGGUCUCAAUGGCGGCCCUUCACGCUGCUUUGCUUUCUGGCAAGAGCUCCUAGGAUGCUACGUCGUCAAUGGCGGAGAGGGUGACACUGGAAAGAAGAAGUGUAUCCCCGCCUACGAGGACUACUAUGAGUGCCUGCACCACAAGAAGGAGGUACGCAUGGAAACCCGGGAUUCACACCCUCCCCUCUUGCCAUCGACGGACCAGGGAAGGCGGGCAAUGCUGGAGAUUUGUAGUCUGAAUGAUGAGACGCUGACGAUUGAUGACUGGCAAAACCAGGCCCUGCGAACGAUGAAGAUGCAAGCCGCCUACCGCAAGGCGGAGGCCGCCCACCCACGAGAAAACGCACCCAAGGCCGAACAGAUCCGGAGCCUGGGACUGAUAGGCAAGGAGGAAGAGACAGCUGCGGUGCUGAAGGCAUGA
This is a messenger RNA of Paecilomyces variotii, 435 nucleotides long. RefSeq lists its product as hypothetical. Gene Ontology annotation, biological process: mitochondrial respiratory chain complex I assembly. The coding region runs from base 1 to 435 and encodes 144 amino acids. Lineage: Eukaryota; Fungi; Ascomycota; Eurotiomycetes; Eurotiales; Thermoascaceae. The transcript has 2 exons. The record is from RefSeq and is a predicted model, not a curated record.